Molecule: messenger RNA, 2768 nt
Organism: Coniophora puteana RWD-64-598 SS2
Lineage: Eukaryota; Fungi; Basidiomycota; Agaricomycetes; Boletales; Coniophoraceae
Exons: 4
Coding region: 1-1989 (662 amino acids)
Cellular component (GO): nucleus
Source: RefSeq, a predicted model, not a curated record
AUGCGCAGUCUCAUCGUUAGCAAGAACAAGGGGGAACACGAGGACGGAAACGAAUCCAUCGUAGACGGGAUGAGGCCUGAGGCCGACAUCGAGGCUGGAGCAGUGCUCGAGGUCGGCAAGCAGCGGGGACAGGAGGAAGUGCUUCGUGGGCCGAGCGGACGGGGAGCACAGCAUGUGGACAGCAUAGCAUCCGGUAAAGUCGACAUCUGGCCCGGAUUGCAUAGAUCUCCCCCUGUAAUACCUGUACACUUAACUCCUGUCUACCCUACACGACACGUCUCCAUGGCCGCUACUUCCCAGCCUAUUGCCUUCUCCGUCGCGGAUAAUUCUUCAGACAUAUACAUGACCUCCGGCUCAUACCGCAGUCGUAAUGGAUCAAUCUCUGCCUCCUACUACAUGGGCUCCCCCACAUCGUGGCGCGCUGGCUCCUUUGGAAGCCGUUUCUACCCUGGUUGCUCUCCUGGCCAGUUGCUUGGUCCACUUGAUCCCAGCGAGUUCAAGUGCGCGAAGAUGUCGUCCUCACUCGAGAGCGAUUCCGGCCUUAUGAGCGUUCUCGGUGCCCCUGAACGCGAGGAUGAAUUCUGCAAGAACUACUCUUGCUGUGGGCUCCAGAUCGAUGACCUCCAUGGGCUUUUACAGCACGUCGAGGAGAUUCAUGGUUCGGCUACCGACGUAUUCGGCAACCCGCAGCCCAUUGUAUCUGUUUGCCCCACUCCUAUCCGCACCCAGUCCUCCUACUUCCCCGACACGCCUCUGCAGACCUCUUCUCAUGGCUCGUUUGAUCCUGAUGACAUGGACCUCGAUGAUGAAGACCAAAGCAGCACACCCUCUUCUAGUAACGGACCCACGCCGCCAGAUACUCCUAUAUCCACUCCGCUGUUGUCGCAUCCUAUCAACUCCUUUAAUCAUUAUGUGUCGUCUAAACUGAGCGACGCGCACAUACCCGUGUCUCCCUUCGCGUUCCCAUCAUCCCGCUCCACGCCACCCAUUGGUUCUAUAACGCCCGAGGCAUUCAACGGAUACGCAGGAUACACGGACUAUUCGUCAUCGAUGCCCGGCACCGUUCCUUCGCCCCGUGCUUCGGAGGAGCCCUCGCAGCCUGCCAGCCCAGUGAGCGAUCCUGGUAGCCCGUACGGCUGCCUGCCCCCCUCGCUCGUGUUCUCGGCUACUACCACACCUGCCAACACUCCUGCCCACUCUCGCGUCCCAUCCCCAUCAAGCGCGACGCGCGCUUCAGUGCCUGCGACCGUGGGUGUGCAAGCUUCCACGUCCUCGGACUCCGCCGCCGGACCCAGUGUUGUCGCUAAAGCUUCCGGAUCCAGUAGCUCGGCUCAAUCAAGCGCUCGCGCGAGCACCACUCUCUCCCGCCCCUCGUCGUCCUUGCUCCUAUCAAAGCCAUUCCGCUGCCCCAAGCUUAACUGCAACAAGAGCUACAAGCAAGCCAACGGCCUCAAGUAUCACCUCACGCACGGUAGCUGCAACUUUGCCCCACCCAAGGACCUUGAGCAGGUGCAGGCCCUCCUCGCCAGCAAACGUUCCCAGCGCGAGGCUGCCGGCGAGCAGAACGCCCAGAUCACCGAGGGCGAGAUGCGUGAGGUCGAGCGAGAAGCCGAGCGCCGGCUCCGGCCGUUUGCGUGCGGUAUCAGCGACUGCCAGAGGCGGUACAAGAACAUGAACGGUUUGCGGUACCACUAUCAGCACUCGGGUGACCACGGCUCUAUCGGACUCAGCCUCCUCUCCAGCGGCCAGCACGAAUGCCUGCAGCACGCGCACAGCAAAAGUGCUGCCUCAUCACGACACUCGACACCGCUCGCCAGUGGGGCCUCAACCCCCGUUGGUGGUGCCUCGACCCCCACGUACGCGCAGCAGUAUCAGCAACAGAUGCUCUUCCAGUCGGCGCAGCAGCAGCAGUACAUGCGGACGAUGCAGGUACAGAUGCAGGCCGCCUAUCCCUCACCGGCGCCCUCGCCCGAUGGGUCUUCUGCAUGAUAACGCAACACGCACUGGGACGUCUCGAGGCGAAGACCAAAAGUAAACCAACCUAAACAUAUUAUCUAACAUCUAUUCGCCUGCGCCCCCACCAUCGUACUACCAUCUCCGGCGACCUCGGAUAAUACUUGACAUCGUUUGUCUGUCGGUUUUCCGGUUUCGGUUUCUAUUUGUUUCCUCCUCUUUUGCUCUUACUUCUCGACCUCCUACAUUUCCCAGGUCGACUCACGAUAUCAUCUAUCCUCACGAAACAACAAAACACAUCAUAUCAUCGCUUGCUUGCUUUCGACUUCUUUCCGUCUCAUCUCUUGCUCUGCUCAAUCCCAUCUCAACCCCCUUUACAUAACCACAACAACAACCCAAUCAUCUAUCGUCGCAAUUACCGGCUCUUUCCGUGGAGGCAUAUAAUCUAUUCUAACUGUGUUGCGCGUCGGCGUGCGUCCCCAUGCGUCGUGCGUGGUCUGGCACCGCCGCGCGCGUGUUUGUAAUAUUUGUACGUAUCCUCGUCGGACGCGGUGUACGUGCAUCCUCCUCGGCUUUCCUGCUUUCCUCUUUCCUCUCUCGUCCUCGUUCCUCAUUUAUGAUCCUCUCACGUCUACUUUCUAUCCUAUAUAACACGCAACGCAGCUGUCGCAUGUACGCGUACGUACUCAACUUACGCUUAACCCCUCUGACUCCGGCUCAGACACCCUCGGCAGCGACUCGUUUAUUCGGGCUUGCAGCCGGGGUGUCGAGCGGGCGUCGUCCACUCGCUUGAUCUGUCACGUCAUAUAUAACGC